AUGGAUCAUCACUGGCGAACCAAUAGAACCCGCCAGCCUGUUAUCCACCCAGCAGAAACUCACCCUGACGUGGAUCUGUAUGGAAUUGCAUCUCGAGAUGCUGGAACAGCAAAGAAGGCAGCUGAGAGAUAUGGGUUUUCAAAGUCGUAUGGUUCCUAUCAGGAGCUGUUGGACGACCCCAUUAUCAGCAUGGUCUAUAUCUCAUUACCAAACAGCAUGCACUUUGAAUGGGCCCGGAAGGCGUUAGUUGCUGGUAAACAUGUGCUGUGUGAAAAGCCAUUUACAUCAAACGCCAACGAGGCAAGGAUGUUGAUCCAGGAGGCAACUGAGAGAAAGUUGAUUGUCGAAGAGGCUUUCCAUUGGCAGUUCCAUCCUGCAGCCCAUUUAUUCAGAGAUAUCCUUCAAUCGAAUAAAUAUGGGAGAAUUAUCCGGACUGAUGCCUGGAUGACAUCUAGCCCUGCCAUACCUGCAGGAGAUAUAAGGUGGCAGUACGACCUAGGCGGUGGUUCACUGAUGGAUGAAUCCUAUGCAUUAUCGUUCACUCGGUAUGCGCUCCAGUCCAAACGUCCAAAGCAGGUUCUCUCUGCAGCAGCUCGGCCAUCAAAGGCCGAUGGCCGAGUUGACGCUGCAAUGCAUGCAUUACUACUAUUCGAAGACGAUGCUGGCAACCCCAUAACUAGCCGUAUCUACACUGAUCUGUCUCGCAGUAAGCUAUGUGGCGUCAUCCCCCGUGUCUGGGAACUACCAUCAAUCGAAGUUGAAACAGAUGCAGCGAUUAUCUAUUUCUACAAUGCGAUGAUGCCGCAUAUUUAUCACUAUAUAUCAAUCACCGAUAAGCGGACCGGAAUCACAGAGUACAAGACGCAGAGCUCGGGAGGGCCUAUCUGGGGUGAAAGAUGGACCACAGGCGGAAAAGGAGGGAAGAGUUACUGGAGCACGUAUCGAUGGCAGCUGGAGGCGUUUGUGGAGAAAGUCAGAGGUAAAGAACCAAUCUGCUGGGUUCCGUGGGAGGAUACUGUAAUACAGAUGGAAUGCAUUGAUGAGAUUUAUAAAAAGGCUGGGAUGCCCGUUAGGGGAGACCCGGCGGAAAUUGAAAAGGAUGAGAAAGUCAGGAUGGCCGAGAAAAUCGAGCAGGCGGAGAGAAACGAGAGAAGCGAGAAGACUUGA
Molecule: messenger RNA, 1167 nt
Organism: Microsporum canis CBS 113480
Lineage: Eukaryota; Fungi; Ascomycota; Eurotiomycetes; Onygenales; Arthrodermataceae
Product: NAD binding oxidoreductase
Exons: 4
Coding region: 1-1167 (388 amino acids)
Molecular function (GO): nucleotide binding
Source: RefSeq, a predicted model, not a curated record